GUAGAACCUUUCUUGCCCUUAACGCGGGUGGCGGCGUCCGGCUGUGACAGCUACUUCCCGCUCGACGGAGGAUUGGAUUGGCUGGAUCCGCGCAGACUCGCCGUCCGAUUGGAGCGCGUCAAGUUCCGGAAGGCGAGGCGGUGAAGCUUCCACAUGCUCGGGCUCGGAAAUUGCCAUGGCGGCGGUACCUCUGCGGGAUCGGCUGAGCUUCUUGAGCCGGCUACCCAUUCUAAUCAAAGGUACCUCAGAUGAUGAAGUCCCAUGCCCGGGGUACCUGUUUGAAGAGAUGGCCAAGAUCUCACAUGACUCAGCAGGAAGCAGUCACUGUCUCCUUGAGUACCUCCUCAAUCGCCUUCAGAGCAACUCGUGUAAUGUCAAGUUGAAGGUGCUCAAGAUCCUGCUCCACAUGUGCAGCCAUGGCUCUUCAUAUUUCCUUCUGCAGCUGAAGCGGAAUGCUUCCUUCAUCCAGGAGGCCACAGUGUUUGCAGGGCCUCCUGAUCCUCUCCACGGCAACAGCUUGUAUCAGAAGGUGCGGGUGACUGCACAGGACCUGGCAAGCGCUUUGUUUUCAGAUGUGUUGCUACCCCAGCCUGUUGCUAUUCCACCUAAAGAGCUGCCUUCAACAGGAAUGGGUUCCAGGCCCAGCCCCCAUGGCUCACUCCAAGGCUUUGGUUUUGAAAGAAGUGGCUCCGCAUCCACUGGCAAAGUUCUGCUGGCCACCAUCCAGAAGGCAGCGGAGGUGGUUGCCAAUGCCAUGCUCCCUGGUCAGGAACUCCCUUGUCCCCAUGGUAGGGAGCUGAAGGAUGAUGCCUACGAGCCAGUGACAGCACCUUUUCCAGGCAAAAGCUCCGUCUUGCCUACAAAGCCACCUUCUGUCAUUGUCCAUAAGAAGCGAGCGACCCAUCAGCCAGGGCAAGCAGGAGGUGGCUGGGAGGAGCUGGACAGUGGGCAAAGCUCCCAGAAUUCCUUGCAGGAGAACAGUGAGCUGAGUAGGACAUCGGAUUCCUACAGUAAGUUGGGCAGCGACAACCACUCAGGUGCUCUGGAGCCAGGGAGCAUUGCUGAAAGGACUGAUGCUGAGAACCUUGGGGACUGCCUGCAGGAAGUGAGCCUCGUCAGCAAACUCACCAGAGGCUCCAAGGUGUUCCUGACACGCGAGGAGACCCAGCAUUUUAUCAAGGAGUGUGGGCUGCUGAACUGCGAAGUGGUCUUGGCUAUCCUCAACCGAACCCUGAAGGAUCCCAGCGAGUGUGUUUGCAUGAGAGCCAUGUGUGCCAUCUAUUCCCUCAUGUGCUCCGACUUGCUCUCCCAUGAUCAGAUAUUGGCCAUUACUCAGCAGCACCUGCAAGAGCUCAGUCAAGAGAGCCCUGGGCCUGUAGCCAACAAAGCAACAAAGAUCUUGCGUCAAUUUGAAGCACUCAGCAGGAGCCAUCCGACUUCCAAGACCUCUUCUCCGGUUCCCGGCCACUGUGUCCCUGCCAGGACCACAUCCAAGCGUCCUGAUGACUUACUGGCGGAUACAAUGCCAUUUGCAGAAGAGGCUAUCCUCAAACCCCUGAGUCUCGCGCCACAGCCCUCCCAAGCACCUGAAGUCCUCACCAGCGCUGUGCAUCCAUCAGAAGGGCAGGUGCUGGAACCUGGGUCCUCUGGCCAACUUGGAAUUAGCCAACCACCUGAGCUUGGCCAGCAAGGGCCAGAAUGCAGACUCCCAAACCCUGAACCCCAAGAGGACAGGCCUCCAAGAGGUGAUCCAGAUGGCACAGUUUCCUUGUUUGCCGGCAUGGAGCUGGUCGCACCCUCAAGCAUGAUAUUAGCAGAUGCUCUGGAGCAGGAAUGUAUACCUCCAGCUCCCUGGACAGCACCUUGCACUGGGAGCACCAGAGCCACUGAGGAUAACCAGGGACCAUCUGCUUUUUCCUUCCUCAAUGCAUAGCAGUUCCCUUUGGGCUAUGGGACAGCUUGAGAUAGCACCAAAUGGAUGCGUUUUUCUAGCUCUCUCUGAACUGUUACACACCUGCCUAUAGCCAGAGGAUGCUAUUCUCUUAUGCUGUUGUUCUUCAUUCCCGAAAGAGGGGAAGAGGCAACAUCCAUAGCUACACCUCUUAUUUCUGCUGGGUCAUUGCAAGCAUGAAGGAAGACAUGAAUGUUCAACACUGCCUUUUUAAUUUCAUUGUUUUCAGUGUUUCUUAUUGAACAACAAAAGCACAAUCCAACAUCCACAAUAUAGUCUGUUUUCAUAUACUUGGUUGCUGCAAAAGUGACAAAAAUACCCCCCUUUACUCUUCCCUUUUCAAUUUAAAAUCCGUUUCCACUUUUAUGUUGUUGUUUUUCUACGUCCUCUGCUUGUUACUUUGUGAUUCUGACUAUAAGAAAUGAGGCAGCCUUAAAGAACACUGGCAAACACUAAGGCGCUUCUGAUUCUGUCGUGCCAAUAAUUGAAGGAGAGCUAAUGGUGAGGUCAUUUUCAUAGUCAACAACUCCUGCUAUCCUUAAACCUCAGUCCAGGCUUACUCUACAGCAGUCUCCAGUCCUACUGUGGACUGGGGGCUUUCUGUACUGCCUGGUUCUGCUGAAGCUUGAAAUUGAGCUAACCCUUAUAGCAAAAUCUACUCUUUCUCCCCACUCUUUCUUAUGGGUCCAGGCAGGCAGAUUGCAGCAGAGUUGCUGUCAGGCUCUGUACAUGAGUGGGGCUUUGAACAUACAAACCACCAGGAUAUUAAAAGUGGUACAGCUGGCAUUGCGUACCAGCACACUCCAUUCAUUAAAUCUUGUAGCACAGAGCCUCCUGCAAUGCUUCAAUCAGAACAGAGAAACUUUCUGUUGGGAUUAUUUAUUAACAAACAAGUAGAAAACAACAUAAUGCCCCAAUGUAAAUCAAUGGAGACAUCUAUUCCUAGAGUGCUGUAUUCAGUUCCUCUCUGCACCCUUUUACCUGCUUCACGGGUACUUGGUCCAGGAAAUACUAUACACUACAUCAGGCACUUCACCACAGCUGUGCCAUAACCAGAUCUGCUUCCAAGUGGUGACGGUUCUGUGGUUAGGCCAUGGGAGGGGAGUAUACUCCGCACUUUCAUAUAUUCUUUAUGAGUUCCAGGAUUGAGCUCUGUCAUUGAAAACUGAUGCCAAAACUGGUCCCUGGUACAAAUUAAGCCCUGCCUUUGGAUUUCCCACCACCAGUAUUAAUAGUAAGCAAUACUGUUGAGAUGAAUUCAUACAACAGGCGCAUGCAGCUAUUAGUAGAUACGUUUCUCAAGUCAUCAUCUACACUCAGAAUGAAAAUGUUGUUUUUUAAGGAGCCCUGGGCAAACUAUUGACAGACACUUAAAAACUGAACAGGUGGGGGGGAGAGAUAUGGUAAUAUGGUUUUAGGUGUUUUCUCCAAAGUUAAAUAGAACCUCCCCAUCUUCUCUCGUAUGCACUCCCAUCUGCUCCCAGAGCAUUGGGGGAACCACAGGACAGGUUUGGAUAGCAUGGGGUCAGGGAGAGAGAGAUGCAGUUGUAUAGUGCAAGCAGAAGUCCUUGCAUGAACAGGACAAUUUUGUUGGAUGCAACCCAUAGCAGCUGGUGACGUCACAGGCAUCUUCCAACAGGUGCCCACAACAUUAAUGCGGCCACCUUUCUCACAGGAAAAUACCUUGCGAUGAAUCUUCCUGCCAAGUUAACAAUUACUUUUCCAGCAACUCCCUUUGACAAACAGUGGCUUGCUGAUAACAGGGGUUCUAGCUGGGGUUUCACCAUCUCAGUAGGUUACUGAUGUUUGCAGUCCGCCCUGUCUACAAUUGGCUUAUAUGGAGAAUGCCAUACCUUACACUUCCCCCUUACAAAAAAAGAAAAAAGUUGAAACUCUAGAGACCAGGAUUAACCUUAGUCAGGUUCUUUAAAAUGUGCACGAAACAAAACACAUUCUCCAGAUCUGCAGUUUCCAUUAGUAACCGAGGAUCAUUUUACAGUACAAGAUUUUUUAAACAUCUCCUUCUGUGAGCUACUGGUCAAGGACAGGCUCAAUAUUUGCAGCAAAGGAGAAAUAAUCUAAAACCAGAAAAAUACUUCCGAGAUCUUUAUUAUUAUAUGGCAGGGCUUUCUGUUUCCCUUUGGUCAGUAAUUGGCCCAGUACCUUAACUAGGCAGCCUGGCUUCUGUUCUUGCCAUGUUUAGCCCCCUUGCCUAACUUUAUCUACCACUAGCUGUCUGCCUUCCCCUUUACUUUGUACUCAGUUGCCCUUUUUCAAAUAGGCAUAUAUAUAUUUAUAUCCCUUGCAAAUGGGCUGGCAUGGGCAAGAGGGCUUGCUUUACUGUUGCUUUACUAUGCACAAAAUAACUAAAAGCUCUACUAUUGCAGUCAAAAUGCUGAAUGGAUGGACCAAUGAUUUGGUCUUGCGUUCUGGCUUUUUUGUAGAACUAGAAUUGUUUUAGUGAGGUUCCUCUUUAUUGAUAAGGAGAAUCUGGUUAUUUCCAGCCAGAAACGAUAUUGCUUUAGGGAAAUGUGACCCCUUGAGCAGGUUAGGCAACUCUGAAUCCAUGUGAAAAGAAUGUAAAGGCCUCUUUGUUCUGCGGCAUUUAACUUGAUGAAGAUUCAGUUCUCAUUAACAUUGAUGGCACAGCUGCCAUUUCUUUAAAAGCAUACUACUUUCCCUCCGAGAGCACACCUGCCCUGACUUUGUGUGCUAUCAACCACUCUGAAAGGGAUUUAGGGUGUGUGUGUGUGUGUGUGUGUGUGUGUGUGUGUGUACACACAAAGUCCUUUAUAGAAAGUACACCCUCUUCUCAUCAAGCCUAAGGUUGAACUGCUUAAGUGGAAUCUGUCUGGCACUCAAGGUGCUGGCCUGUUAUUAAUUGUGCUAUGCUGUAUUUGUUCAUUUUGCUGGGCAACCAAUGUGUAACUGAUCCAUAUUAUUUCUUGGUUUAAUCAGGACCCUCAAAUCUAUUGGUCACCCUGCCUUGAGGCAAGCCAGAAACAGGCAAGCUGCAAUCUGAUCCUAUCCAUGUUUACUCAGAAGUAAAUCUCACUGCAUUUGCGUGGGCUUCCCCCCAAAUAAAUGUGUAUCAGAUGGCAGCUUUAAUAUUCCCUCCACACAACUUGAUCUAGCAUUGACUCCAAAGGUCUGGACCAUUUCAUCCCACCUGCAUCCAGUCUUUUUUCAAUGUUCCCACUAGCUGUGUAAUAUAAUCCCGCUUUGAUGCUUAUCUCCUGUUUUCCCUCUUUUGCUCUUAAUGCUCUAACUAUCCCUAUUUGUCACAGCUGUUCCUUCACUUGGUGCACAUAGGGAUGCUCACAGGAGAGGGAGGUAAUAAACGUUGCAUUGUAUCUGAGACGAACCACA
This is a messenger RNA of Podarcis raffonei (Aeolian wall lizard), 5320 nucleotides long. RefSeq names its product TEPSIN adaptor related protein complex 4 accessory protein (gene TEPSIN). NCBI's taxonomy places the organism in Eukaryota, Metazoa, Chordata, Lepidosauria, Squamata, Lacertidae. The record is from RefSeq and is a predicted model, not a curated record. The coding region runs from base 176 to 1933 and encodes 585 amino acids. Gene Ontology annotation, cellular component: trans-Golgi network membrane. The transcript has 13 exons.